GCAGAUGGAGCUGGAGACACAUUUCUGCACUCUGUCACAUUGUUUUUGUUGUGUUUAAUAAUGAAAUCAUACACUCUUGUCUAUGUUUUACUGGAUCCAUCAUUAAAAAAAAUAUUUUAGUGCCUGUAAUUUUGAACAAAAAUAAGUUUUGAAUUGGUCAGGUUUGUCUAAGAAGAAGCAGUGGAGGAAUUAUAAAGAGAUGAGGGAUUAAGAGUGUCAUCCGCGCUCAGGGGCGGGGACACAGAAAUCCCACAGGCCUAAAGGCUAACUAACACAGGCAAACAUUUGUCAUCUCUUCAGGAAACGUAGAACUCACUCUGAUGGACGACAGAUGAGGAGUAAAUGACGUGAGCUCUGUGAUUGGCUGAGCUUGAGGAAGAAAAGGUGCGAUGUCACCGGUGGUGGAUGAGACAGCCGGGGACCUGCCGGUGCGGGACGUGGGGCUGAUGAGAGGGGGGCUGAUGCCCACCUUCCCAGAUACGCUACGUGACGUCAAGCCGUGGAAGAAGCACCAUGCUGCAAAGAUGAAAGCGGACCCUCAGCGGCUGUUUCGAUUUCCCAGGGAGCAUCUGGAGGACCUCUGCCUGCGGCUGCAGGAGGAGAACAGCGUGCUCAGACAACACACACGGACCCAGGAGCAGAGGCUCCGCAGGAUGUCCACGAGGCUGAUGCGUCUUCGUCAGGCCCGUCCGGGGUCCGGUCCUGUCAAGGAGAGGGACAUGGAGGACGCGAUCCAGGAGCUGGAGGCCCGGGUGGCCAUGCUCGAGAGUCAGAAGGAGGUGCUGCAGGGUAAACUGAGCAUAGCCAAGCAGCACAUCCUGGACCUGGGAGGACACAAGCCUUACAGAUACCACAAAGGUAAAAACCCAGAGGGCGAGGCCGCAGUCAGGAGGGCAGCGCGGACCGCUCCGGCACGAUCCGGCCUCACGCUGGAGGAAACCAGAGCAGAGAUGGAGAGAUUCAGGUCCGGUAUGACCGACCAGGUGAGGAUGUCGGAGCUGGAGCUGACAGCUCAGACUCUCCGAGACUCUCUGAAGGAGAGGGAGAAAGAGAUGGAGGGAGCUGUCAGAGAGCUGAGGAAGCAACAGGCUGACAGACACAGAACCACAAUCAGAGAGAAUGUGGAUCUGAUCCGUCUACAAAAGCAGCUCUCAGAGAAGAGCGCGGCCCUGAGGGUGAGCCAGGAGAAGUUCGCUGAGCUGCAGGAAGCGUACGAGAAUCAGCUAGAGGAGGGUCAGCGGGCGCUGAGGGAGAGUCAGGCGGCUCUGCUGGAGAAGGUGGAGGAGCUGAGUGAACAGCUGAAGCAGGAGAGGCAGAAAGCUCUGACCCUGGAGGGAGAGCUCAGCACCACGUCUCUGUCUCUGCAGACCCUGGACAAGCUCCAAGAGAGGAUCUCGGACCUGGAGGGAGAACGGGACCUGAUAAAAGACAACUAUGACACUCUAGUGCAGAGCACUUUGUCUGCCCAGAACCCCCCUGAUGCCCGAGCAGAAACACACAGAGAGGCGGAGCAGAAGGAGAGGCUGGUGGAGAACAUCGUCAGACCGGAUCUCCUUCAGAGACUGGAGGAGAUGCUGCAGGAAGAGAGGGAGGAGAGGAGCAAGCUGGAGCUGGAAAAGGAGAAACUCAGGCGAGAGAAGGAGAUGCUGGAGGAAGAGAGGGAGCGGGAGGAAGAGCUGUCUGUGGUGAUGCGAGAGAAGAAAGAGCAACUGGAGAAAGAGCUUGACCAGUACAGAGAAAAGGUCUCGUCUCUGCAGGACAGCCUGGACUCCGUCACCAAGGGCUUUGACAUGAGCGUUGAGGAUCUCAGCAUCACUCUUCUCCAGAUCAAGGCCUUCAGGAUGCAGCAGGAGAGCAGGGAGGGCCUGGGCUUCCUCCUGCCUGACGGCGGGCCGGACGAUCCGUCCCGCGAGCUGGCGAGCCUCCAGGCGUCCCACGCAGAGACGGUGCUGGAGCUGCAGAAAACCAGAAACCUGCUGCUGCUGGAGCACAAGAUCACCAAAGACCUGCAGGAAGAGCUGAACUUGAUCAACCAGAGGGCGGAAAGGGAAACGGAGGAGAGCAGGAGGAGGCUGGCCGAGAAAGACAGGCUUCUGUCGAAGAGAGCGCUGCAGAUCAACACGUUGCAAGCCCAGCUGAAAGAGUUGGCCUACAGCCCCAGGAACUACAAGCGGACCAUACCGGUCCAGUACACCUGGCCGGCCGGAGAUCAGGAGGUGGUUCAACCCACAGAGGACGAUCUUUGUUUCUCUCAGCUUAAAUCUGGGGAGUCCCUGCUGGAGAUCCACCUUAAGGCGGCCACCUUCACCCCGACGGGGCUCCGCAUCAUGAGCAGCCUCCAUCCAGGAGCGGGGCAACAUCAGGACGUAGUGACCUUCUGCACCUACAGCCUGCUGGACUUUGAGAUGCACUCCACCCCGCUGGUGUCUGGGAGCCAGCCCAACUACGGCUUCACGUCCCGGUACGCGCUGACAGUCCGGGACCUGGGCCGGCUGGGAGGACAAGGGUCAAGAGUGCGGCUGGAGCUCCACCAGGCGCUGGGUGGGGUCCGCUUUGUCACCCACGGCGUUGGCAGCAUGUCACUCAUGGGCGCCAUGGAGAGGAGAGGAGAACAGAUCUGCGGCAGUGCCAGUAUUACCGGGAAUGAGGGGGAAGCAAUGGGGGUUGUGGAUUUUUGGGUGCGCCUCUUCCCUCCCGCUGAACCCAUCGUCAACGUGGCAGAGAUCGGAGCAGAGAGGAGGAUGCAGAGGAGUCCGCUUCAGAUCCCACAGGGCUGGCAAGACAGCGGCCAAGAGGAGUUACAUGACUAUGGCGGUGGGAUCCCCAAUGAACUGAUGGUGAUGCUUGAGCGCUGCGUGGGCCUCAACGCCCGCUGGCCAGGACUCCUUCCAGACGCCUACCUGACGUACCGGCUGUACGACCUGCCACCUCACGUCUCGCCAACGGUCCAGUGCUCCACUGACCCAGUGUUCAACGACGUCACCAGCUUCCCUCUGGCAGUUACAACGGAUGUCCUGAACUACCUCAGGUCCAGCAGUCUGUGGGUGUAUGUCUUUGAUGACAGCGAUGAGGAGGUGCCGCCAGCCUACCUGGCCAAGACGCCGAUCCCACUAAGAGCGCUGGCGACGGGCAGAGAGAUCAGAGGUGAUUAUGUUCUGAGAGAUCCCGCUGGUGGACCUCGGGGAAUGGUCAGAGUCAUGAUGAAGUGGAAGUACCCAUUUCAGCCGCCGGUAGACGGCCUACAGGACAGAUGGGGGAGGGAAAAAGACGAACUCGACAGGGUGAUGAAAAACUCUCAGAGGGAAGACAGGAGAAGGGAGGAAGCACCUCAGAGGCCCACAGCCAGGCCAAGAACAAAGACUCAGGAUCUGAAAGCCAGAGAAACUAAAGCUGUGCAGGAAGAGACAAAAGCUUGGUCUUCACCUGCCAAACAGAAAAGCUCACAGGAUCUGCAACCGGAGCGAAUCACGUCUGUGAAACCACCGUCAGCAGACCGGAGGAGAUCCACCAAGAGGCGCCCUGAAGCCAGAACGCCUCCCUCCCUCCCAGCUCCGAGACUGACAACCCCGUCCUAUAAAUCUCCAAUCCGAUCACCAUCCAGACGAUCAACUCUGUCUAGAGGAAGCUCGGCCACCGAUGCAGGGAUUCAGGACCUUCCUUCUGUGGAUCAUGUUUCUGUGGUCGAAGACGGAGAGGAAGAAGGAGAGGAAGAAGAGAGGAGCGAGAGCGACGACAGCGAAGCCCCUGAAUCUUCAGAAUCCAGUUCUGCACAGAGCGACAUAAUAAUCAUACCACCAAAACCAAAAAUGAGGAAGGGAGACAAGCUAAGAGUAGAGAUCCUGUCCCUGUCGUUUGAACCGUCCUCCCAUGUGGUGCUGGACCGGUCCGUGCAGCGGGUUUACGUGGAGUACCGGCUCCUGGGCGUCCCCAUGGAGACGACAGAAACCCCCAUGUCCCUCCGUAAACCUGUGAAGGGGGAAGAGAUUCACUACAACUUCACACGAGUGAUUUACGUGGGCGGCUCCCAGUCGGCUCCGCUCAGACAGUAUCUUUACGCGAUGUUGGAGGGCACAGACCCCAACCACGGCAGGUUGAAGUUCACGGUGGUCAGUGAGCCGAUGGACGACGAAGAAGAGUGCGUGGACGUGGGACACGCUUUCCUGGACCUACGGGAACUGCUGCUCACAGGGAAUGACGUGAUCGAUCAACAGAUUGACAUUGUGAGUGUGGACGAAGACAGGGAGGUGAUAGGGAACCUGAAAGUGUCCCUGGAGGCGGCAAAAGCACUGGACGGUAUAUACCAGGAGUUUCAGCAGGGAGGGGACAGUAAGACAGGAGGAAGUGCGGAAGAGGAUGAAGAGGAAGCGGAGGAGGAGGAGGAGGAGGAGGAAGAAGAGGAGGAGGAACAAGAAGAGGAGAAGAAAGAUCAGAUUCAAGUGCUGGACUACGAUGAUGAUGACGACGAUGAUAGUGUCUUCCACUGAGUAAAAAUAUCUGAAACUGUCUGUUUAAAAAUGUGAAAAGCACUUGAAUAAAAAUCCUUUAGGGGAAAAGAAAGCUGU
Messenger RNA from Fundulus heteroclitus (mummichog), 4562 nucleotides. It is a transcript of the gene rpgrip1, whose product is annotated as RPGR interacting protein 1. Gene Ontology annotation, biological process: non-motile cilium assembly; retinal rod cell development. The transcript is spliced from 31 exons. The record is from RefSeq and is a predicted model, not a curated record. Bases 390 to 4484 code for a protein of 1364 amino acids. NCBI's taxonomy places the organism in Eukaryota, Metazoa, Chordata, Actinopteri, Cyprinodontiformes, Fundulidae. Gene Ontology annotation, cellular component: photoreceptor connecting cilium.